This is a messenger RNA of Plutella xylostella (diamondback moth), 1188 nucleotides long. RefSeq lists its product as uncharacterized. The record is from RefSeq and is a predicted model, not a curated record. NCBI's taxonomy places the organism in Eukaryota, Metazoa, Arthropoda, Insecta, Lepidoptera, Plutellidae.
UGACAAUUUCACAACAACGUCAACACAACAACACAACACACACUUUUUUGGCAACUUCUUGUUUUAUUUUACUCUUUUCUUAAAUUAAUAAUAUGUUGCUAUCCAUGAUUUUGUUAAAUUUUGUGUUAACUUUAUCAGCAAAAAGUGAAAAUGUGACUGAAAAACAGGUAGUUCAAUCAGUGGAUCCUUCCAAAACUUCCGUUAAAGUACAUACCAUGACCCUUCUGACUGAAGGUGGCUCUGUGGUGGCUACUUCACCAGUCGCAAGUUUACCCAACGAGAAUAGUUCCGUUCUCUUGAGUCUUGAACAAGAGUUCACGAGUAAAAAACAAAAACCUGUGAAAGCACGAAAAGGGGUCGACAAACUUUCCAGUCCUUCGGAAGAGGUGCCGCCCGAUGAAAUGGCUAUUGCUAAGAAAGACCAAGAGACGCGUGUAUCAUCAACCCAAGGAUUAAACACGUCCACUACUGUGGCUACUAAAUAUAACCUUACUACCACUAUAAAUACUACGGCAAAACUUGAACCAAAAGAAGUUAAAGUAGAGCAUGUGAAAAAACCAACAAUAUUGUCUUAUGAUGAACUAUCAAAGGAUGAAGAGAAUGUGGGUGCCAAAAUAACACUGAGUAAAGCAUCUGUAGACCCUGUUGUAGCUGAUCAGAUGCCCUCUCCCAACCAUACUCCUGGGAAGAUAGCUCACUUGGCCGCUACAAGUAGGAACCCCAACAUGGUCACACCGAUUGUUAUUACAAUCCUGGUGGUGCCGGUGUUUGCUGUGCUUGGGUACAUGGCAUUGAAGCAUGGCAAGGAGGCAUGGAAAAACAGACAUUACAAAAGAAUGGACUUCUUGUUAGAUGGGAUGUACAAUGAUUAAAUGUCAAUUAACGUGGUUGUGACAAAUUAUAGCAUAGGUUUGGUGCACAGUGCCUAUAAUAAUAACACUAGUACAGUAUAAAGUAUACUAAAUGUAACCUACCAGGCAUGGUUUUAAAUUAGGUUUCUACUGUAGAAAAAUAAGUAUAAUAAUACUAAGAAUUUAAUUUUGAUACUCAAAGUAUUAGGUUCUAAAAGUCUCCACAUUGAGGGCAUUUCAGGGUAGCUGCUCUGCUAAAUAUUAUAAUGAGAUUUAUAAUCUUUGAUAUAAUAAAACAAUAUAUUAUUAUAUUUCUGGACUGCAUUUUGAUAUUGAA